Molecule: messenger RNA, 1167 nt
Organism: Miscanthus lutarioriparius
Lineage: Eukaryota; Viridiplantae; Streptophyta; Magnoliopsida; Poales; Poaceae
Source: the annotation of a GenBank genome assembly
AUGAAAUCAAAUCCGAUCCUUACGGUGUUGUCUGCGGCAGCAAUCGGUUUCUUGAUCGGCAUUUCUUUUCCCGUACAAAUCACACCAAAGGUAUUCCCGCUCUUCAGCCUCGGUGAUGGAAACUGCACGGUCAGCGGCAGCAACAAACUCGCCAGAUUUUCAGCACCCUUCGGAAAUAGCACUUCUAAUUCUGCAGAGGGGACUCCUCUGCUGCAGUCAAAUGCCACUUCAGAUUCAGAGAAGAUUGUUCCGGCGGCAAAAUCAAAACCAAAAGGCGCGGAGCGGCUACCACCAAACAUCGUUGUUCGGGAGUCUGAUCUUCACCUGCGCCGUCUUUGGGGACACCCGCGUGAGGACACCCCCACUCGCAAAUACCUUGUGGUGCUGACAGUGGGUUACAGCGAUAAAGUCAACGUCAAUGCGAUGGUUCACAAGUUCUCCGACGAUUUCGACGUGAUGCUGUUCCACUACGACGGUCGGACGACAGAGUGGGACGAGUUCGAGUGGUCCAAGCAAGCCAUUCAUGUCAGCGCCAGGAAGCAGGCCAAAUGGUGGUAUGCCAAGAGGUUCAUGCACCCCAGUAUCGUGGCGCCCUACGAGUACGUCUUCCUGUGGGACCAGGACCUCGGAGUCGAGACCUUCGAUGCUGAGGAGUACAUCAAGAUUGUGAAGAAGCAUGGGCUGGAGAUUUCGCAGCCGGGACUGGACAUCAUCAGGGGGGUGAAGAACUACGAUAUCAACGUCAGAAGGAACGACACCGAGAUACACACGUCGACGUCUGCAGGGAAGUGCAGUACCGACGUGCACCAGCGGCCGUGCAGCGGGUUCGUGGAGGUGAUGGCUCCCGUCUUCACCAGAGAGGCCUGGACUUGCGUCUGGCACAUGAUCCAGAACGACCUGGUUCACGGCUGGGGUCUCGACUGGAACUUCUGGAGAUGCGUCGACGAGCCUGAGCAGCAGAUCGGCGUGGUGGACGCGCAGUACGUGGCGCAUCACGAGGGGUUUACGCUCGGGAACAAGGGCAACGACACCGUGGACGGAAGUCGACGCAAGGUCAGGCUCCGGGCGUCGGCUGAGUUUGGCAUGUUGAAAGCCAGAUUGCACAACGCGGACAGGGCCCAGGCAGCGGCUCUUCUUGCCCAAUCGAAUGCAGCGCCACCGUCAUAA